This is a messenger RNA of Synchiropus splendidus (mandarinfish), 683 nucleotides long. RefSeq names its product cytochrome c oxidase assembly protein COX20, mitochondrial. Lineage: Eukaryota; Metazoa; Chordata; Actinopteri; Syngnathiformes; Callionymidae. The coding region runs from base 119 to 520 and encodes 133 amino acids. The transcript is spliced from 4 exons. Gene Ontology annotation, cellular component: mitochondrial inner membrane; mitochondrion. The record is from RefSeq and is a predicted model, not a curated record. Gene Ontology annotation, biological process: mitochondrial respiratory chain complex IV assembly.
CGGUCGGUCGUAUCGCUGUUGCGCGUCAGUGUCAUGGCGUUAUGAAAUUUAAGCAAAAUAAUAAUGUUAUGUUUGUCUGUUUGACGAUCUUGUUUCGUUUUUUGACAUCUUUUUAAACAUGUCUGGUGGCGACAAAGAGGACCAGACGGGUUACCGACUGUUGUGGAUACUGGAUGUCCAGAAGACGCCAUGCGCCCGCGAAGCUGUCCUGUACGGAGCUGGAGGGUCAGUGGCCGCAGGGCUGCUAAAUUUCUUAGCUACAAGUCGAGUGAGACGAUCGUUUAAUGUCGGGUUUGCAGGAUUUCUGGUCACAACACUUGGAUCCUGGUUUUACUGCCGGUUAAAUAAUGCAAGGUUACGGUCCCAGCGGAGGAUGAUCCAGGAGGGAAUGAGAAACAAAAUUGUAUAUGAAGGCACAUAUGUGGACCCUAACAUGAAUCUGGAGGCGAGACGUGGACCCCCAGCUGGGAUGAGUUUGGACGGCAAGCCACCAGCUGAAGUGCCAACGUCACACUCGUGAUCUUGCGGUGUCAUGAGCAAAAAAAUGACCUGGAAGAAUCAAUGUUCAUACUUAACCUUUUUCUCUGAUCUGAUGCUUUUACUUCUGGCUGAAUGCAGGUCAUGUAAAUUCAGACUCAUUCAUAAAUAAAUUGUUGAAGCGUUACUUACUCUUGUCUCUUUUU